AUGAUAAAAUUAUAUAUUAUUCUAAAUUCAUUAAUUGUAUUGGUCUUAAACCAAUAAAUCUGUCCAGAAGAUGAAUAUAGUUUCAAAAAUGAAUGCAUACCAAAAUCAUGUUAAUAAUACAUUGAAAAAAUUACAUCAAAAAAGAAACCAAGUGGAAAAAGAUUUGUAUAAUUAGAUAUGAAUGGAAAAGUGAUUAAGUAAUAAGAGAACUAUAGAAUUGAAAUUGAAUUCAAUGAUGAACUUGUUGGAGUAUUUAAUAGAGAUAAUAAUUAAUCUUGUAUAACAGAUCAAUUAUAUCGUCAUGAAAUGAAUUAUGUACAUGAAAUUAAGGAUGAUACAAAUAUUGUUAGUACAUAUGUUUAAAACAAGAGGAAAUGGAAUUUCUUGAUUAAGUAUUGAUGUAAUUAAUAUUUAGGGAUUUAACUAAUAAGUUGUAUAAGGAUAAAUAAUCAGAUAAAUCAAUAUAUAAUGGAUUUUACACAAUAAAUUAUUUUGUGAAAAAUUAUGUAAUUUUGUCAUAUAUGUUUGAUUUUCAAAUUGUGCUUGAUAAUAAUUAAAAUUUGAUUGAGACUCAUUUUAAUGAUUAAUUGUUAGAUGAUUAGGUUUCAUGUAAUAUUUUUGGAACAUGUGUAUAAAAAGUAUAUACAGAAAUAUCAUUUUGCAAUGAUUCAAAUUGUUUAGAAGUAGCAAUUGAACCUAAUAUUACAUUAAAUAAUCCAAUAUAUUUGUUAAGUGAGAUAAAGGAAGAGGGAUUUGAAGAUUGGUAUACACAUGACUAUGAAUUAACAUUUUAUAGCUAUCAAUUAGUUAAAAAAUUUAAACCAGUUUUUGAAUAGCAUUUGCCUGGAAAAACAAUAUUUAAAUUACUUGUUCCAUUUAUAGCAGAUAAAGGUUCUUUAUAUGUGUCAUCUAAAUUAACAAAAAAUAUUUAUUGGAGAAGAGUAUUAGAAAAUGAGAUUGGAACUUCUUUAGCUAUUAGUAUUUAUUAAGAAGCACCAUGUAUUAAAAUGAAUCAAGAAGAUUAAUGUCCAAAUGAAGAAUAAAUAGAUAAAUUUAAUUAAUUGGAUUGUGGGAGUAUUGAUAUUUUGUAUUGCGAUGGAAUAGAUAUAUUCAAUGCUAUGAUGCUUAUAUUAAUUUUAAUGAUAAUUUGA
Paramecium pentaurelia is the source of this 1151-nucleotide messenger RNA. The record is from the annotation of a GenBank genome assembly. Lineage: Eukaryota; Ciliophora; Oligohymenophorea; Peniculida; Parameciidae.